Molecule: messenger RNA, 4188 nt
Organism: Musca vetustissima
Lineage: Eukaryota; Metazoa; Arthropoda; Insecta; Diptera; Muscidae
Gene: drosha
Product: ribonuclease 3
Exons: 3
Coding region: 1-4188 (1395 amino acids)
Biological process (GO): pre-miRNA processing; regulation of gene expression; rRNA processing
Cellular component (GO): nucleus
Molecular function (GO): double-stranded RNA binding; ribonuclease III activity
Source: RefSeq, a predicted model, not a curated record
AUGAGUAAACAAAUUCCCAACAAUCCAAAGGAACACCAUCCGGUGAAUCCCUUGGCAUAUGCAGAUCCAAAUAAUUUGUAUAAUUUAGUUUGCAAUAUGCCACCACCGCCACCUCCACCAGCUGCCAGUGUAGCAGCACCACCUCCGCCGCCACCACCACCAUCGGUGCCAUAUCCUGGUGAAAGUACAUAUGAUACGACCAUACCAGCAGCAACGGAUCACACGGCUGUUGCUAAAAGCUAUGAAGACACAUAUGAUUAUGGCAGCAAUUAUCCCGCAUCCUACGAUAGUUAUGCUGCCGCAAAGGCUUGGCAACCUCCAGUUGCUGGCAGUACAUAUUCUCAACAUUCCUAUGAGUAUGGUGGCGAACCAACUUAUCAUCGUGGUCACGGUGAUUAUCGCCAUUCCUCGUAUAAAUAUGGUGCUGGUGUCGGUUCGUAUGCCAGCAAUUAUUAUUCUUAUGGAGCACCAGCAGCACCUUCCGCCUCAUCACACAGUAAUUCUGGCUCCAGUUAUCGUUAUUCCUCAUCAUCUUCGUCAAGACAUCGUGGAGAUUAUUAUUCACGUGCUGGAUCAUAUAGUGGUUCAGACGUCAGAUCCUCCAAAUCAUCAACAUAUGCCGAGGGAUCUUCAAGUAAAAGUGAAAAACGACCAAGGGCACGUGAAGAACGUCCCGUGAAACCAGAAACCGAACGUGAUCGUUUACUACGUAUGUGGCGUUCGAAUUAUUGUGAAACACCCGAAGAUAUACAACGUAAAAUGGAAGAAUUGGCCGAAAUGGAUGAAGACACCCCUGAGGUGUGGGUAAGAUCCUCUCCAGCUGAUUUAUAUUAUCGACGUACCAAUGUGGUGCAAGAAGUUGAGGCCACCAAACGUUUGUCGCUGUUGUGUGAAUUAUUCGAAGAGGAAUUGCUGAAACGUUCUGAACGUAUACGAGAAAAAUUACCACCCUAUUGUCCACCACCAAGACAGGCACGACGUCGUGUCUGUAAACAUAAAUCUGAAGGAUGUUCCUCAUCCGAUUCAGAUUCUUCGGAUAAUGAAGAAUUUAAACUGGAGCAGGAUAAUUGUAUGGAAGAGUUGUCACGUAAAGUCCAGCAUCCCUAUCGGGUACAUGCAGAUUUAUGGCACAAUGAACCCGGCGAAAUGAAUGAUGGUCCGCUGUGUCGGUGUUCUCAGAAAUCUCGUAGAGUUGGUAUACGCCAUGGCAUCUAUCCGGGAGAGAAGUGCUAUCCAAAAUGUGAUCCAAAUUCAAAUAAUGCCAAUAGGCUUUACCAUUAUCGUAUUACCAUUUCACCACCAACGAAUUUCUUAACAAAAACUCCCACCAUCAUCAAACAUGAUGAACAUGAAUUCCUGUUUGAGGGAUUUUCAUUGUUUUCCCAUUUUCCGCUGGGUGAUUUGCCGACCUGCAAGGUUAUACGUUUCAAUAUUGAAUAUACGAUUUUGUAUGUUGAGGAAAAAAUGCCGGAGAAUUUCACAGUCAAGGAACUGGAUAUAUUUUUUAAAUAUUUAUUCCACGAGCUUUUGGAACUGGUAGAUUUCUCGCUAUUACCCAAAUCGGAGGAUAGUGACAGUGACACCUGUCCAGCAUUCCACUUUCUGCCACGUUUUGUUCGUGACCUACCCGACAAUGGCAAAGAAGUGUUGGCCAUGUGUGAAGUACUGAAAUAUCUAUUGGAUAAUGCGGGACCCCUGGUCGAUGGCCCCCUAUUGAGUAAACUAACACACACUCCGCAAAGUGAGUGGCAAGAUUAUGUGGAUAAUUUCAAGGGCAUGUUGGCCACGAAGCCGGGCUAUAAACCCAGUUCCAUACGUGUUGAUCAAUUGGAUCGUAAUGUUGCCGAUUUACCCGAAUGUUAUGACAAAGAGGAGGGUAUUUGUCAUCCGGCCAUUGUACAUUUUGGUAUACGACCUCCACAGCUUAGCUAUGCCGGUAAUCCGGAAUAUCAAAAGGCAUGGAGAGAAUAUGUAAAAUUUCGCCAUCUCAUGGCCAACAUGUCCAAGCCAUCGUUUAAGGAUAAACGUAAGCUGGAAGAGAAGGAAGCCAGAUUGCAGGAAAUGCGUACCCAGGGUAGAAUGAAACGUAAUGUCACUGUGGCUGUUAGUUCCAAGGGUUACCAUCGUACGGGAAUUAUGUGUGAUAUUGUGCAGCAUGCCAUGUUGGUUCCUGUCCUAAGUGGCCACUUGAGAUUCCACAAAUCUUUGGAUUUCCUGGAGAAGAAAAUUGAAUACAAAUUUAAAAAUCGUUAUCUUCUGCAAUUGGCUCUCACCCAUCCUUCGUACAAGGAAAACUAUGGCACCAAUCCCGAUCAUGCCCGUAACUCACUGACCAAUUGUGGUAUACGUCAGCCGGAAUAUGGUGAUCGGAAAAUCCACUAUAUGAACACCAGGAAAAGAGGUAUCAACACCUUGAUCAACAUUAUGUCCCGCUUUGGCAAGGAAUAUGAAACCAUGUCGAAUAUUACACACAAUGAACGUUUGGAAUUUUUGGGUGAUGCCGUGGUGGAAUUCCUCAGUUCCAUACAUCUGUUUUUUAUGUUUCCCGAGCUGGAAGAAGGUGGCUUGGCAACAUAUCGAGCGGCAAUUGUCCAAAAUCAGCAUUUGGCUUUGCUAGCCAAGAAACUGCAUUUGGAGGAAUAUAUGCUCUAUGCCCAUGGUUCGGAUUUGUGUCAUGAGUUGGAAUUGAAACAUGCCAUGGCAAAUUGUUUCGAAGCCCUGAUGGGGGCUUUGCUUUUAGAUGGUGGCAUAUCCGUGGCCGAUGAAGUCUUUAUGAAUGCCCUUUUCAUGGAGGAUGACCAAUUGCGUGAAAUUUGGAAGAAAUUACCCGAACAUCCACUGCAAGAGCAGGAGCCCAUGGGUGAUCGCGAUUGCAUUUCAUCAUAUCCCAUGCUGCAGGAAUUGUGUAAAUUCGAAGAAUCCAUUGGCAUACAAUUUAAACACAUACGUCUAUUGGCCCGAGCCUUUACGGACCGAUCCAUUGGUUUUACUCACCUCACCCUGGGUUCAAAUCAACGUUUGGAAUUUCUAGGUGAUACUGUUCUACAGCUAAUAUGUUCGGAAUAUCUUUAUCGUCAUUUUCCGGAACAUCAUGAAGGUCAUUUGUCGCUGCUACGUUCCUCUUUGGUCAAUAAUCGUACCCAGGCUGUGGUUUGUGAUGAUUUGGGUAUGACUAAAUACGCCGUCUAUUCUAAUCCAAAGGCUGAGCUGAAAACCAAAGAUCGCGCCGAUUUAUUGGAAGCCUUUUUGGGCGCCUUAUAUGUAGACAAGGGUCUACUCUACUGUGAACAAUUUUGCCAUGUUUGCCUCUUCCCUCGAUUGCAAAUGUUCAUCAUGAAUCAAGAUUGGAAUGAUCCUAAAUCAAAAUUGCAACAAUGCUGCUUGACUUUGCGUACCAUGGAUGGUGGUGAACCGGAUAUACCGCUCUACAAGGUCAUAGAAUCUUCAGGGCCGACCAAUACACGAGUCUAUACGGUGGCUGUGUAUUUUCGCAAUAAACGUUUGGCCACAGCCACCGGGUCAUCAAUACAACAGGCCGAAAUGAACGCAGCCAAACAGGCAUUGGAAAAUUCCCGAGAUCUAUUUCCCCAAUUGGAUCAUCAGAAACGUGUCAUUGCAAAAAGUAUUAAAAAACAGACAGGACGUGAAAUCAAUCAGGAUAUGGAUGGUAAUUCGAAGGAUGAAAAGAAGCCGAAACAUAAACCGCACAUUGCCGAUGAAUCACAUUUACCCAAACAAUAUCGCGAAAGGGAGGAUAUAUCAAGUGAUGAACUGCCAGAUGAUGAGGAUGAAGAGGGGCAGGAGGAGGUGGGGGUGAAUGCGAAACGACAAGAAAGUACGAAUAGGAAAUUGCCAGCAACAGGUAAUUCAUCCAACAGCAUGAUAGAUUCUGAUACAGAUGACACGUCGGCCUCAAUAACACCCAAGAAACGUGUACGACGACUCUCCACCUGCUCAUCAUUGAAAGAUGAAAAUCGAAAAUCUCAACAGCCCAAAGAAAGCACAACGAAAUUGGACUUGCCCUGUGAAGAUAUUAGCAGUGAUGAAGAUUUUCAUCGUUCCGAAGUGGAAGAAGAUAAGGACAAUGUGGAAAAAACAAAUCCCAUACUAAGUGAUUUAAAAGAUUUAGUCGAAGAUAUAUCAUCGUCAUCAGAUUUAGAACCUGAACCGGGCGAAAUAUCUUGUUAA